Aspergillus luchuensis is the source of this 513-nucleotide messenger RNA. Its product is annotated as mitochondrial 37S ribosomal protein uS8m. Gene Ontology annotation, biological process: translation. The transcript has a single exon. Lineage: Eukaryota; Fungi; Ascomycota; Eurotiomycetes; Eurotiales; Aspergillaceae. The record is from RefSeq and is a predicted model, not a curated record. The coding region runs from base 1 to 513 and encodes 170 amino acids. Gene Ontology annotation, cellular component: ribosome; mitochondrion. Gene Ontology annotation, molecular function: structural constituent of ribosome.
AUGUCUCUCGUCAACCUCGCCCACGUCUGCUCGCACCUGAACAAUGCCUGCAAAGCCCGUCUCGGCCUCACCUCCAUCCCCAACUCCAAGCUCCACCUGAAACUCGCCCUCGCGCUCCAAAACGAUGGCUACCUCUCCUCCGUCGUCCGCGGAGGCCCGACUCCUCCCCCUGUACACCCUAUCCUCGGCAACCCGAACCCAAUCGAUGAGGUCGAAGGCAUCGAGCCCGUGACUCAAAGUAACGUCGCUACCCGACGACUCUGGCUUGGUCUGAAGUACUGGCAGAGCGAGCCCGUGCUGGGCAAGUUGAGCAUGGUUAGCAAGCCGACACGACGAGUGACGAUCGAUGUGGCUGGUCUGCGUCGGGUGAUUCGCGGUGAGCGGGAUAACACUGUUGAGGGUAUUCGCUCGCCUGGUGAGAGCUUGUAUAUCUCUACGGACCGGGGUAUCUUGGAAGCUAGAGAAUGUGUGGAGAAGAAGCUGGGUGGUUUGGUCUUGUGCCGUAUUCGCUAA